AUGAAACAUCCAGUGGGUUCUUCUGACCCCAGUGAGAAGUUUUUACAACUGCAAGUGAAGCUUGUGGCAAAGACAAAAACCAUCAGAGUCUGUCUUCUUGUUCUUGCUGUGAGUGUGCCACUGUCCAAUGCUGCUUGCUUCUUGCAGCCCUUGAAGCCGGGGGAGUCUGAUGGCUGCCAUGACUCAAAUGGAGUGCAGCAUAAAUUUGAUUUCCUGUGGAGGGAUGAAAACUGUAAUGAUUGCUCCUGUUCCAAAGAUGGAAUCAGCUGCUGCUCCAGCUUUGCAACACCAGUAGGCUACAAUGAAGAAAAGUGUGUAAGAAUUUUUAACAAGGAGACCUGCACUUAUAAAGUAGUGGAGAAAGAUGAUCACUCAAAAGAAUGCCCAGUCUCUACUUGGGUGGGCUAA
Calypte anna (Anna's hummingbird) is the source of this 408-nucleotide messenger RNA. Its product is annotated as beta-microseminoprotein. The transcript has 4 exons. Bases 1 to 408 code for a protein of 135 amino acids. NCBI's taxonomy places the organism in Eukaryota, Metazoa, Chordata, Aves, Apodiformes, Trochilidae. The record is from RefSeq and is a predicted model, not a curated record.